CAGAAACAUGUUCAGCCGAGUGACAGAAUGUCGACAGUUCUUUUAAACAUAGAGAGAGACUGAGAUUACAGGCACAACACUCAGGCUGAGGAUUCAGGUCUGGAUUUAAGGUUUUAAGUCACUUUGUUGUGUUUUUAAAGGACGAGUCAGACACAGACAUGGAGCCUGAAGCAGCUGUGUUCUCUGAAGUCUCCAACGAUACAAACAAACAAAUAAGUCCUGCUGAGGAACCUUUGCAGGAAAAAGACCAGGAAGUGUCAGAAAUAUGUCCCCAAGGGGAUGAGGUGACCAACGGAUGUGACCCUGAAGAACAAAAGCACAAAAACAUGGGGACAAAAGAUCUUCUACUAACGAAUCAGAGGGAUAAACGGUCCAUAAGCCCGCUGAGUUUUCUCAAAGAGGACUUCAGCCAGUUUAAGGAGGAAGUGUUCAAGGUGUUCAGGGACAAAGAUACAAACCCAACGAGUCAGGCAGAAAAUAAACCUGCCACCAGUACACUCUGCCUCCUGAGAGAAGACCUGAGCCAGUUUAAAGAGGAUGUGACCAGCGUCUUCAGCUCGUCUAAAAAGCCAACAGAUCCUAAAACCAGUCAGCCAGCAGAGAAGACGAUCAACCGUCUGAGCUUUCUUAAUUUUAAGGAAGACCUCUCUAAUGUCUUCAGAAUCGGUCUUUCAAAAGACAGAGACAACAGAGGCGUCACUGCACAGGAAGACACCUUCAAGAUAAAACCUGAAAGGGUCGAUGAGCCCUUUUUACAGAGUCUGUUCAGAAAGCCUUCUGAAAAAGCAGAGAAUGGUCAGGAAGUUAAACAGACAUUUUCAGAGACGAGCAAGGAACAAAUGGACGCUGGUUUUAGGGGAAACCUCUCAGAGCAGAACAAAGAGACAGUUGAUACCCAGAAAAUCAACAACAUGAAAGAUGACAUGGAGGACAGUGAAGUGGAUAUUACUCUCUCUGAGGAGAAAACUCAAAGUCUCUAUGAAACACAACAAACUCAGGAGGUGAUUCCCACAUCACAGGCAGCUGAGCGGAAAUGUGAGAGUGAAGGGUUGAGUGAGGACUCCCCUGUGGUGUCAGCAGAAGACGAGAGGAUAAACAAAGAAGAAGAAAAAGAUGAAGAAGAAGAAGAAGAAGAAGAAGAAGAAGAAGUACCACGACAGGAAGAACCAGAAGAAGAAGGAGAAGAAAAGCCAUCAGAGACUCUUCCCUGGGAGCCUCUGUCCUCUCAGUUCAACCUUUUCAGUCUCAGAGACCCAAACAAAGACGACACAAGGAGUCCGCUGGGAGGAGACUUGUGGUCAGUGAAGAACUUUGCCUGUUAUUUGACCUUAGACCCCAACACUGCCAACUCAGAGCUCCACCUGACCGAGUGCAACAGGACGGCAACUCGCAAAUGGUCGGACCACUGGCCCUCAGACCAUCCGGAUCGGUUUGAGCGCUGCCCUCAGGUUCUUUGCAGAGAGGGGCUGCUGGACUCGGUGUACUGGGAGGUGGAGUGGAAAGGCGGCGCUGACAUCGGCGUCACCUACAACAACAUCUCCAGAAAUGGAGACAUGGCAAGCUGUCUGCUGGGACACAACAAGCGGUCCUGGAGUCUGGAGUGUUCAGAGGGAAGCUACACACCAUGCCACCGUAACAAGAGGUUCAAGUCCUGCUCACCCCAACCCUUCACACACAGAGUCGGGGUUUACCUGGACUGGUCUGCAGGAUCUCUGUCUUUCUACUGCAUCUCUCAGGACACCAUGGUCCACCUUCACACCUUCACCUCCAGCUUCACUGAGCCCCUGUACCCGGGGUUCUGGGUCUGGGCCUAUGACGGCUCAGUGUCGCUGUGUCAGGUGGAGCUAGACUGGGAAAGACUGCUGCAGUGAACCAAUGAGAGCACUCUCCUGAGAAAGGGUGUUCUGGGUAAUCACAGGUCGCAGAGGAUCACAGAGGAGCAGAUUCAAGCAUCAAGCCAGCUGACUGGUUGAUUCAGUUGCUGUCGGCAGGUGCAGGUAAACACUGUGCUCAAAAUCUGCGCAUAUAAAAAAAGAAACCAUGUUUGUGUCUCUGGAUCAGCCCCUGAGCCUGUUCGCCUCUGCUCAGCCCAGAGACACAAGUUACAGCUUUAAAGUCCCGUCACGUCACAAAGUGAAGUUCAACUGGUACGUCUCACUUUGCAACACACAUGCAACAUUAAUGAAUGCACACACUUCAUGAUUUUAUCUGCCAGCCCUGCCUGGAACAGACGUGGUCCAACUGGCUCUAAUCAGUCAUCACAAAUCAGAUUCAUCAUCAGAGACUCGUCCACCUUAAGCUGACAUAACAGCUAUAAUUCCACCUUAAAAUUUAAAGAACGGGACAUAAUGUGCAAUAAUGUGUCAACAAAGGAAAUAUCAGGGAUAAUUCAGCUUCUGAACAAAGAACACUGAAGGAAUUCCAACUAGGAGAAGUUUCAGCUGGUUACAAUCUACAAUCCUCACUGAUAGAUGAUACUAAAUCCUCCUAGCUCUGACACACUGGACCUUUGACCAUGCACUGUUUAACUCUUACACUAACUACCUCAACUUUGCUUUGAACUAAGUAAACCUAUUAUAUUUAUCAUCCAUACUGGUGACCUUUCUGUGUCACUGUAUGUACUUCACCGUGCCACCCUUAUCUUAUCUUAUCUUAUCUUAUCUUAUCUUAUCUUAUCUUAUCUUAGCUUAGCUUAAAGAAGUCUGAGAUUCAGUGUUGAAAAUCAACUUUAUGGAUUCAGGAUUUCAAAUUCUACCAGCCACCAUUCUGUUAUCACACUUUUGUGUGUACUAACUUUAGUGUUUCGUUUGUCUGGACAAAGAAAAAAAAAGACUAAUACACACUGUUCACAUAAAAAGCAUCAGUUUGAUAUUUCAUUUAAUGCUUAUCAAUGUUUUAUUCCCUCACACAGACACACACCCAAGCAAAAAAAAAGUAUCAUUAUUAUUAUUAUUAUCAAUAAUAAUGAUACUCGUGGUGGGGAGGUUAAUAAAAUUCACGGGUGCUAAUUUUCAACCCAGCUGAGAUUCUACUGAAUGUAAAAGACAGAACUCCAAACAGCCUCUUCUUUGUUUGUUUACUCUGUUUGUUUCUGAUGCAGAGAAUUUAUAAAGCUUUAUAUUUACUAUAUUUACCGCCUGCUGUUGUGUGUGUGUGUGUGUGUGUGUGUGUGUCUGUGUGUAUGU
This is a messenger RNA of Epinephelus moara (kelp grouper), 3185 nucleotides long. RefSeq names its product tripartite motif-containing protein 14-like. The record is from RefSeq and is a predicted model, not a curated record. Gene Ontology annotation, molecular function: protein binding. The coding region runs from base 159 to 1871 and encodes 570 amino acids. NCBI's taxonomy places the organism in Eukaryota, Metazoa, Chordata, Actinopteri, Perciformes, Serranidae. The transcript has 5 exons.